AUGCGCUCUUCUCUAUCAUUCAAGCUCCUGCUCAUUCUCACCUGGUCCGACCGAGUCAUCAGUUCCCUUCGCGAUGGAUCGCAACAGGUCGUUAUUGCGCCGCCAGAGAAUGUCAACGAUGCCGCGGCUGCCUCCUCCGACUUUCAUCACGAGCACAUCGUCGAUGACACGAUUCUCGCGGCCCUCAAGGCCUACCCCGACCCCGUCGACGCCAUGAUCUCCCUCCAACCUGAGAUGGCAGCACAGCUCGCCGAAUCCAGACUGAUCCAUAUACUGGGCGAGGACAAACCUAGGUGGAUGAAGGAAGGCGACAAGCUGAGACUGCGCCAGAAGGGGAAGAAGUUUAUGGAUAUCACAGAUCACCAGGAACUAUACGCAGACGGUGUGGGCGCAUGGUCUGGGAAAGCCAAUCUCCCCAAGUUGACUCACCAGAGACUCAUCAAGCCUCUGUUCCCCAAGGUCUCGACCUCGCGCAUGCACGACGUCCUUAAACACAUGACGAGCUACUACAACCGGUAUUUUGGCGGGGAGACGGGCGAGGAGUCGUCCCAGUGGCUGCACGACCACAUCGCGGCUAUCAUUGCCGACUCGCCCUUCCACACCCACAUCAGUCUCGAGUACUUCACGCACCCCUUCCCCCAGUCCUCCAUCAUCGCCCGCUUCGAGCCCAAGGUCCGCGACUUCACAAAGCCUUUGACCAUCAUUGGCGCCCACCAGGACUCUGCCAACUACCUGUUCCCGCUUCUGCCAGCGCCCGGAGCCGACGACGAUUGCUCGGGCACGGUCUCCAUCUUGGAGGCAUUCAGGAUACUGGCCACAAGUGGUUACAUACCGAAAGAUGGUCCUGUCGAGUUCCACUGGUACGCUGCAGAAGAGGGAGGACUGCUCGGCAGCCAGGCCAUCGCGGCAUACAAGAAGAAAGAAGGCGCCAACAUCGGCGCCAUGAUGGAGUUCGAUAUGACGGCCUUCAUCGCCCGCAACGCAACGGAGAGCAUCGGCUUCAUCAAGACCGACGCCGACGCCCCGCUGACCAAGUGGGCCGUCGACCUCAGCACCGAGUAUAUCAAGUCCAUCCCGACCAGCGUGUAUGAGUUGAUGCCCGGUGCCGGGUCAGACUACAUGUCCUACACCAAGCUGGGGUUCCCAGCGACGUUCGCAUCGGAGGGUAACCCUGUGGCUGGUGGAUUCCCUGGCGAGUUCGAUCCGUAUGUGCACACGAUCAACGACACGAUGGACGUUGACGACGAGACGGGGUAUUUCUCGAUCGACCACAUGGCGAGAUUCACGGAGCUCGCCAUCGCUUUUGCAGUCGAGCAGGCGAGCUGGGACAACAGCUGGAGCCCCCGUCUGCUUACGAGGGAUCGCAUGCAGCCACUAGACUACACGAUAUUGGAAGCCUCCCGUCUUGCCGCGCCCGACUUUCACAUGGGCCCCACCCGGGCUAUCUGA
Molecule: messenger RNA, 1449 nt
Organism: Diaporthe amygdali
Lineage: Eukaryota; Fungi; Ascomycota; Sordariomycetes; Diaporthales; Diaporthaceae
Product: peptidase family m28
Exons: 3
Coding region: 1-1449 (482 amino acids)
Biological process (GO): proteolysis
Molecular function (GO): metalloexopeptidase activity
Source: RefSeq, a predicted model, not a curated record